UCUCAGUUCUUUGUUAAGUUUUGACUCGCUCGCUUCUCGGAUAUCAGUCUGUCGCUAAUCAAAAGUUCCACCUCUCCAAGUUUUCCCUUUGUUUUGUUUUAAGUUUCUCGACUUCCGAUCGGUUUACGUGAAAAUGAGUUUAUGUGUGUUAUCUGUUCUGUUUUCCGCAUAUUUCCCGACUGAAACGUGAAAUCGUUAUCCUCGUCUUUCCUCGAUCCGUCGAGCUGUUUUCGCUUCUUUAUUUCUCUCGACACGACCGAUCGUGAAAAUCAUUGUUACCAUUACGAUCCGUGUUUUACAGUGUGGAACAAGAUUUCUCUCAAUUCUUGUGCCAAUGAAAAUAUAUCCUGUGUGCGUGAACGUUCCGUCGUCGGAUUGUGCCUUCUCGUAGUGUCGGCGAGGGACUGUCUUAUUGUCUUCGGAGUAGUUUCAUAAUUAUUUCACGACGGCUUUAGUGGGAGGAAUUGAUUAUCAUUUUGAUCCGACGUUAGUGUUAACCGGCCUCAAUAUUCCCAUCGCCCAAGUAGCCAACCACGACCACGACAACGCCGAGAACUACCCCCCAUCGGACAUGGGGCAAAUUGGGGACCAUGAUGUAAGUACCUGAUGAUCUAACCUCAAAAUCGUAAUAGGAAUGAGCUAGCCUGCUGUGUUCAUGAUGGUGGUUUUUCAAUGGAAUGAUUCGUCGGAAUCCGCUCAUACUGCGCACUCACAAAUGCCUACCCACGGCCUAUUGGUGGAGGCAUUCCUCCAAAACAAUAGGCCCGAUCAUGUGAGCCAAGUGAUGGGCCUUCAUCCCGCCUACCUAGAGAUGUUUUUAAGGACGCAUCAUUACAUUCUCCGGGGGGACGGACCCUUACCUUUCGACUAUAGACACUUUAUCGCUAUUAUGGCUGCUGGGAGACACCAGUGUAGUUAUUUGAUCAACCAACAAAAACAAGAGUUUGUGCUGCAAGGCGGUGAUCAGUCUUGGCUGAAAGGUCUUAAUCAGAUUCCAAAGAAAUUGCGAGAUUUAUAUGAAAUCAAUAAGAUUCUCGCUCAUAGGCCGUGGCUUAUAAACAAAUCUCAUAUUGAAAAACUCACCAAAGGCGCUGAUAGUUGGUCUCUAGCAGAGGUAGUUCAUGCUAUCGUCCUGCUCACUCAUUUUCAUUCUCUGUGCAGUUUUGUAUUUGGUUGCGGAAUUAGCGAAGAAGCAGAUCGUCAAAUGAAUGCAGAAAAAACAAAAGCAAGUCCAGUCGAAGCUAGUAAUAAUAAAGUUUUAUCUUCAAGUCCUAGAUCUAAACAAGUUAGAGAUGGUUGGAGCGAAGCAGAAGUAGGAGUUGAAACCCUCAUGGAGCGAAUGAAAACCCUAUCGGAGCGAGCUCAAGAAUUCUCAGCUGAGGAGCGUGCCAAACGCUUUGAGAGAGUAGAAUCGCAAAGUGUAGAAUUAGCCAUGGCUUUACCCUCUGAUACUCCUGCCGUCCAACCUGGUAUCCAACAUUUCGUAGAUGAUCCUGCUUUUGUUUAUCAAGAUUUUGCCAAACGUGGCGAAGUCUCUGAGAUUCCUACCUUUCGAGUUCAGGAUUAUUCUUGGGAUGACCAUGGAUACUCUUUAGUAAAUAGGCUUUACAAUGAAGUAGGAAACCUACUAGACGAUAAGUUUAAAGUAGCAUACAACCUAACUUAUUACACUAUGGGCGGACGAACAGAUGUUGAUACGUCAAGAUUCAGGAGGGCCAUAUGGAACUACAUUCAGUGCAUGUAUGGUAUCAGACAUGACGAUUAUGAUUAUGGUGAAGUUAAUCAGCUGCUAGAAAGAUCUCUUAAAGCGUUCAUCAAGUCUGCAUGUUGUUUUCCCGAAAGAGUAACCAAAGCAGAUUAUGACAGAGUUCUCAGAGAAUUCAAACAUAGUGAGAAGGUACAUGUUAUGAUGAUGGUUUUAGAGGCCCGCAUGCAAGCGGAAUUACUGUAUGCACUGAGGGCUGUAAUGCGCUACAUGACCUAAUAAUUGUGAUAAAAAUUAAUCCUACUCUUAUCAUAUGUAUGUUAUAUUUAAUUAAUUAUUAUAAUCACCUUUAUAUUAUGACUGUUUUUGUUUAUAAAUGUCUGGUAUUUCAAUCAUUUUUAGUAAUUUCUUAUUGAAUUCAUCUUGUUCAGUCCAACUAAAUUUUCGAGGAUUCACUUUCUUUUUUAUUUUGAUUUCUCUGUUUCAAAUCAUUACGAUAUAUUUUCUAUUUAUUGACAAUGAUUAAUUUAUACUUACGUUUUAGAUUCAAAGAAAAGGAUUCGAAUAGAAUAUAUUAGGAAGACUUCUGCUCCCAGUGUCUUAAUGAUGGUAUAAAUUUGAAUGUAAACCGCUCUCUAUGUUUCGUAAAAAAAAAUAAUAUCAAGCAAGGUUAAAAGCACCAAAGAACGUUGCUGCGGUAGUUGUUUCAUCUACUCUAUUUUUAUAGUUCACAGUAAAUAAUUUGGCUGACUUUUAUUGUAAAACAUAAGAUUUUUCACUCUCAUGAAAGCAUUGAGACUAAUUUCAAGAAUCUAUAUUGCAUAUCUUUUGUUUCACGCUAAAAGCCAGCUAACUUAUGAGGUGUCAACUGAAAUCAGAAAUACCUAAGAAAAUGCAACAUCUACUGUUUUCUUUGGCUGCGAAGUGCCAAAACUGCGGGCCUUACAUUUGAAAAGAUACUAUUUUUCAAUUUUACCAUUACUUCCUUAAACCUCAUUUUAUUAUCUUUUUUGAUCAUCCUUUAAGUGCAGCUUUUUCUCAAUCAUACCAAAUUUUGUAUUUAUAAUUUGCUGCACUGCCAUCUUCUAAUUGAAAAAAAUUCUGAAGGUGUUUUAACCAUUUCACUAUCAUCACUUUUAAUGCCUCCAUCCUCUUCUGAUCAAAGUGGGUGGUUUUCAGUUUAUUUUACUCUCCGUUAGGAAUUAAUUUUGAUUCAAGCUGCACGUGGAGUUUUAAGUCAGGAAGUCUUUCUUUAUCUAUCUCUCAGUUAAUGGCUUUUCAUGAUUUUUGAAAAAUAAUCUGUCUAGUAUUAAUAUUCUUUUCUCUUCUCAUAAAUUUGUGAUAUUUAGGAUUUUAAGUGCAUAAAAUGACCAUUAAACCUCAUACUUCAAUCGCUUUUUUAAAGAUUGCUCAUUAUCUUUUGCAAACACGGAAAGUUUUUUUUUUAAAACAAAAUCAUCUAAGUAGAAAUAUGAGCAUGUAACAAUUUUCACUUGUCUUGAUUUUUAUGCAAAAAUAAUGGCAAAUUAUGUUUUAUUAAUUUUUUUUACCCUGUUUCUCCCCCUUUUUAUAAUACAAAUGUUCUUUGACAAUUUUUUCUGAUACUUUUAUUCGAUCCAUACAUUUUUCUUAUUACCACAGGGACAUUUGAAUUAAUCAUAAUUCCUUUUUAACAUUCUUGCCCUUUGUGCCAGUUUAAAGCCUACAAAAGCCCAUUAAUACACCAUCUCCUUUCACAAAGUGUUCUUGGAUAAAUAACGCAUGCUAUAACUUGAAUUUGAAAUUUCACAAGAAUAAAUUCCACUUGGUCAAGGAAUUGAAAAUUUCUGUCAAAAGUUUCCGAAGUUGUCAUGCCUGUAUCCAAGUUUGAUUGGGCAAGAAAGUUGAGUUGUUUUUUUUUUUAGUAAGGAUCUCUAAAGCAGUCAUAAUUUUAUGUUUUUACUGAUACUAAAAUUUUAAUUUUUAAGUAUUAUUAUCUUUCUUGGUAUACAGUAAUGUUACCAUCAUGAAAAAAUAAAUGCUUCUCUUUUUUUCCACCUUUAAAUUCAUUGGGCAUUUUUAAAAUUGGAUGAGAGGAAGUCACAUUAGAAUUUACUGAAAUCGAUUCUCAUAUCUCCACAAAUAAAUAUCUCUGGAACAGACUAAAGUAGCAAUACAACUGUAUUGUAGCAGAUUGUAGAAAGUAGUUUCCUUUACAUGCUGUCUCUAGUUGUGCACGAAGUUUUUAAUUGCCGAACAGAUUCAGAUUGCCGGAAAUUAUAUCUGAUAAUGGAUCAGCUAAUUUUAACAAUACUCGUUUGACAAAUGUACAUUUGAGUAGUGGCUAAUCAUGUCUGUUUCAGUUAAUUUUAUCUCAUGAAAUGGAUCAGUUGCGCCUGUAACAAAAUUGUGUUCAGGAGAUCUCAAUGUAUCUAGCAGCAAAAAGUGAUGAAAUUUACUUUAAACCCAAGUUUUGAUGUUCAUUAUUAAUGCCAAUGUUGUCUUCAAAAGAAUAGUUUUAAUUGAAUUCAUCCUCUGCUAUAGUGCAGACAGUAGUUUUUUUCCACUUAGGUUGCACAGUGAUCUGUUGAGCAAUUGGGAUAAGUGAGUGAAUCACUGAGCAAUGAAUCUAAAGUGGUAAAAACUGGGUUAUGCACAACCGUGCUGGACGGAUUUCCAUUUUGCUCUUCAGUAGUGCGUCCAUGAAAAUGAACAAAGAACUUGGUAUUGGAUUAAACUUACUCUUUUUUGCAAGUCUCAGGAGCAUCAAGACAUAAUUCUGUAACACAAGCAACUGGUCCCCAGAGAAGUAUCUGAAGGAGAAAUUGGUUAUUUUGAAAAGAAAUUUCUCUCAAAUUGUAGGAGAGCAAAAGCAAUAAUAACCAGUAGUAUUAAUUACGUAUGGUCCCACACUUAGAUUGUACCAUGGAGUAUUAGUUUUUAGGCAUUUAUGUCAGAGCGUCUGAAGUACAAUUGCUUCCUUCAUGGUUUGUAAUUGUGUCAAUAUAUGAUCAAAUAUUGCCUAAAAUAGUAAAGUUCAUACUGUGAUUGAGCUUUUCUCUCAACAACUGUGGUUGCUAAGGAAAAGUAAGUUGAAUAAAAUAAAUGAAAGCUGCGUUGUGAAAGUCAAAAAUCGAAGUCAGUGAAAUGACAUCAGUCCGCCAUUUUUAUUUAUCUGCUUAGUGAUGAUGUGGAUUUGUUAGUAAACAAGGUAGGUCAGCGACUCAGCAAGCCUCAGACCCUCGCUGACUCGUUGACUGACUUUGCUAAAAAGAUGGCUGGUCUUUGGUUAAUUCCAGUGGAAGAGUAAGAACACUCUCACUGAGCUCAGCGUACAAUCAGAUACUCAGCACUGUGCACUGCGGAUUUUAACAACGCUUCUAUUAUGCUUAUUUUUCCAGUAUUUGUAAUUGUUUUCUUUCUGUCGUCCUUUGUAUCUGUUCUUCGUUUUAACAAUCAUGAAAGGAGUCGCCAAUAUGAUUGAAGUAUCAGACAAUAAUGAUUUAAUUUUAUGUGAUUAGUUUAUACAAAAGAAGAAGAAUCAAUAUAAAUUAUAUGGAAGUAAAUAAUUUCAAGAAAAUAUGCGUAAAAAGGAAAGUCGAUGUUUUUGCUUAAAAUGUUCUCUGUUUCAUAUGUUGUGUAUUAUAUAAUGUUCAUAUUUUAAUUUUGUUUUAUAUUUAGAAAUAUGAAAUACUUUUUUUUUUUAAUUAUGUGAUUUACCUAGUGUGUGGAACCAUACAUUUCACAUAUUAUGAUCUAUGUCUUGAAGUUUUAUACAAAAACUUUGGAAACAACAGACAUGUACACUGACUAGUUGAUGUUUCAGCUUGUUUGAAAAUGAUUCGUGGGCAUAUGCAGGCAAUCAAGCAUUUGUUAACUUAGUUGCUCCGUUCAUAACAUCGUCAGUGUAGCUGUGAUAUAUAAUCAUUCUAUUGUUCUUACAGAAUUUCAAAGCUAGAAUAAAAAAUGAAAACUGUCCUAGAAUUAUUUUUUCAUUCAUUCUUUGCUACUUAUCUUUUCUUAUUUAAGAGAAAACAUUAGUCAUGAAGAGCAUAUUAUGUCCCUUUUGUUUUGAUUUCCCUCAGUUUAUAAAUAUACUCAGAUUUUUAUCGACUGCUCGGAACUACGAGCUGAUAGUUGAAAUCGAUAGGCAAAGAGAAAAUGUAUUACAAAAAGCUCAAAAUAUUGAACCAUUUGCUAUUUAGCUGGAUAUAAAAGUUUUUUGAGAGAAGCUCUGAAAAGUUAAUUGUCAGCAAGAAAAAGCAAUUCAUGUAACAAAUGCAAGCCUGCCAUCAUAUUUUAUGCCCACAUGACUAGUUUUUUUCUUGUCUCGUUUUCUGCUAACAUUUUAUGAUUCAGGUUUUUUUCUUUUUUAUAUUUUUAUCACAUUUUUAAAAUAUUUCCCCGAAUCUUUGUUAACUUGCUGGUAUUAAAUUCAGUUCUAAGCAAGGUUAUGCCAAACUUUAUAAACCAGUUUUAUGGAUCAUUUCUUGUGGACACAGAAAACUUGCAGAGUUUUAGUAAGUGCACUCAGCAUUUAAGCGGUCACUCCCAUGCUCAUUAAAAUCAAUUCUACUACAAAGAAAAAUGUGUCAUCACUGUUUCUUUCAGCACUGGAGGUGAAUACCUGUUCAAUGUUAUUGUUUUCUUUAUUUGUUUGUUUCUUUAAUAAUCUUAUUUUAAGAGUGUCCUGCUCUUUCUUUUUUUAUUAUUAUUUUUGACUUGUGUAAACAGUAUCUAGGAAUGAAAUGAAAAAUCAUUUUCGGUCGAAAUGUUUUCCUAUUUUAAGUGUAGGUUUUAAUAAAAUGCGCAACAACUGUAUUUUAACUUACGCUAAAUUCUAGUCAGAACUAAUUUAUGUUACAAAGAAGUUUUUGAUUUUCAUUUAAUUCAUUAAAAGAAAUGUUGCAAAGAAAGGAAGGAGUACCAAGAUGAAUGCAGAUGUCAUGAUACUGUCAAGCAUUUUCAGAUCUGGACCUAUAAAGAUACUAUUUGUCAAGAUCAGUGAAAGAUGUAAGCCUCAAAUUGUUCAAGAGAAUAACCUCAGCGAGAUGCAAGGAUCUUGCACUAAAUUAUCAUUGUGAACUAAUUUUAUCCUUCUAAGAAUCUGCCCAAAAUAAAUUCAAUUUUCAACAUUGGUUCAAGUCAGAAUUGUUUUUAGUCUUAGAAAGUCUUCUAUUUCAUAAUUGUCAAUAUUUAUACACAUUGUUUCAAUUUUAAAUUUUAAAAUAUUAGUUAACAUUGGUAUAAUGACAUUUUUUACCAAAACAAUUUUACUAGCCUGUGAAUUAUGUGCCCUUUGCUGUAAAUGAAGGUGAAACGGAAGUUAAAUUGAAACUCUGAAGAAAUCAAUUUCGACUCGGACCAAUAAAACCAAGCUUGCACGGCCCUUUUAAUGAAAUCAGUAAUACCUGGCUUUUAUUGUGAUUUGUAGAUGUAACCCAUGCUGUAUACCAUAAAUGACUGGCACUUAGAAAUUAAUUUCAUGCAAUUCUCAGUAAUCAAGAUAAAAACUGUAGAAACUCAGAGAAAAAAUCAAGGGAUAGGAAGAAGUAGCGUCCCACAACUAAAGCAUUGGGUAAUCGGCAGUCAUAUAAUCCAGGUAUUAUUGCUCUCCUAGCAGCCAAAUCAAUCAAAUCCUUUGGUGUCAUUUUCCUGAAUUCUCUCUCAUGAACAGGGUUACUUGUGUAAUUAAUUUAAAUUUUAAUUCUCUAGCUAUGAAAUAACAUCUUGUAGUAUUUUAAAAUCCUGUAUCUUCACUCCGUUCUUGUAAAAUGCUAUUUCUGUUUUGAAAGAAAGAUGAAUAAGAAAAAAAAAACUAAAUUAGUUUUAAUAAAAAGUAUUUUAUCGUAU
Messenger RNA from Bemisia tabaci, 7537 nucleotides. Lineage: Eukaryota; Metazoa; Arthropoda; Insecta; Hemiptera; Aleyrodidae. The record is from RefSeq and is a predicted model, not a curated record.